Messenger RNA from Chaetomium fimeti, 1979 nucleotides. RefSeq names its product major facilitator superfamily domain-containing protein. The record is from RefSeq and is a predicted model, not a curated record. The transcript is spliced from 2 exons. Bases 374 to 1813 code for a protein of 479 amino acids. Gene Ontology annotation, biological process: transmembrane transport. Gene Ontology annotation, molecular function: transmembrane transporter activity. Lineage: Eukaryota; Fungi; Ascomycota; Sordariomycetes; Sordariales; Chaetomiaceae.
GUGAGUAGCACUGGCUCCGAGUCUCACGGGGAAGCAAAACAUCUCAUCAGACUCUUCGUAACUCGUUGAUCCCGGCGAGAAAGAAAAGAAUGAGAAAGGAAACACGAACCCCUCGGGUCCCCACAGGGCACCGUGCCCCUGGGAAGAUCAUCUUCGGGGGUUCCACCCCCCACUGAUAGCGGCCAAUCGCGCCAUUUUUCAUCUGAGGGCAACGCCAGCACGCUGCCUGCCACGCCGACUCCGUUUUAAGCUUUUGACGCGGUACUGUGUAAGCGGUCGGCAUAAAUAUCUACGAGGGCAUCUUUGCAGCAAUGCUUAGGAAACCGGGCAUUACGAUCUCUGAACCACCAAUUUCUUCACCGUAUCACGCAAAAUGAGUGGUGACGGCGCCAAUGGUGUCGACGGCGUGUACGAGGCGACGGAGCAGACACGGCUUUUGGCUUCUGAAGAUAUCCCGAACAUCGACACCCAUCAAGACAACAAUGCCGACGACAAGCCGCUGCCCGUGUGGCAGAUCGCCGCCCUCUGUUACGCCCGCUGGGUCGAGCCCGUGGCUUUCUUCUGCAUCUUCCCCUACAUCAACCAGAUGGCCCAGGAGAAUGGUCAGCUCGCCGAUGCCGACGUGGGUUUCUACAGCGGCCUGAUCGAGUCGCUCUUCUCGCUCACCCAGAUGAUGGUCAUGAUCAUGUGGGGAAGGGCUUCCGACCGCUUCGGCCGCAAGCCGGUAUUGGUCUUCUCGCUGGCUGGCGUUUCCUGUGCCACGGCACUCUUCGGCAUGGCAAAGACACUUUGGCAAAUGGUCCUCUUCCGCUGCCUCGCCGGUGUCUUUGCUGGCACCAUCGUUACCAUCCGCACCAUGAUCUCGGAGCACAGCACCUCCAAGACCCAGGCCCGCGCUUUUAGUUGGUUCGCCUUCACCGGCAACAUGGGCAUCUUUACCCCCGGCCUGUUCGGCAACGUUACCUUUUUUAUCAACUACCCAUACGCGCUCCCGAGCUUGGUCGUGGCUUGUAUCGGCCUCUCCGCCGUGGCCGUUACUGCCGUCUGCGUCGAGGAGACGCUCGUCAAACCCACCGCGGCCGACGGCAGCCACAGCGAAGAAUCCGCCGCCCCCAAACCCAAAACGCGUUCUACGCGGGACCUGCUCAAGUUCCCCGGUGUGCCUAUCGUCCUCUACACGUACGGCCACAUCAUGCUCCUAGCCUACUCCUACACGUCCAUCAUCCCCGUCUUCUGGUUCACCAAGGUCAGCCUCGGCGGCUGGGGCUUCACGCCGCUUCAGAUCUCCCUUAUGAUGGGGCUCAACGGCUUUGCCCAGGCGCUCUGGAUCCUGCUGGUGUUCCCGCCGCUGCACCGGCGCAUCGGCACCAACGGCGUUCUCAGGGCCUGCGCCCUCGCCUACCCGCUCUUCUUCGCCGUAGCCCCGUUCUUCAACCUCCUCCUGCGGUUCGACACCCCCGCCACCACGACGGCCUUCUGGAUCGCCGCCCCGCCCCUGCUGGCCAUCGGCUCCGGCGUCAGCAUGUGCUUCACCGCCAUCCAGCUCGCCCUCAACGACGUCUCGCCGAGCCCGGCCACGCUCGGCACCCUCAACGCCCUCGCCCUGGCCAUCGUGAGUGGCGUGAGGGCCUUCUCUCCCGCCGCCUUCUCGGGCUUGUUUGCCGUCGGCGCCCGGACCCAGCUGCUGUGGGGUUAUGCCAUCUGGGUGUUGAUGGUGGCCAUCGGGCUGGGGUUUACGGUGGUGAGCCGGUUUAUGCCCGAUUAUGAUGAGUUGAAGAAGCAGAGGGCGAGGGAGGAGGAGCGGGCGAGGUAGACGGGAAAUUUGGGGGCCGGAAAAGGUUAAGAUAGAGGUUUUAUUGCUUGGGUUUUCAACCGGUGAUUUGGAUGACACGAAUAGAAGGCGAUGUAUCAUAGACCAACUCAGAAGGGGCGGCGCCCCCAAAAUAAUCAUCACCAGGAGGGAAGAACCUAGAACCAAA